Prunus persica (peach) is the source of this 4301-nucleotide messenger RNA. RefSeq lists its product as uncharacterized. Lineage: Eukaryota; Viridiplantae; Streptophyta; Magnoliopsida; Rosales; Rosaceae. Gene Ontology annotation, cellular component: membrane. The record is from RefSeq and is a predicted model, not a curated record. Bases 282 to 4268 code for a protein of 1328 amino acids. The transcript has 3 exons.
CCUACGUGGGUAUUUUGGUCAUUCAGUCGUUGUCCAGUGCCUUUUUCUUUUGUGUGCUCUGUGUAUCUGUGGUCUUGUUGGUUCUCUGCGGCCAUUCAUUCGCUGUUAUCAGGUGGUCAGGUGCUCUGCGUGCUUCUGCUCGAAGCAUAUACACACACACACACACACACACACAUACAUACAUACAUACAUACAUACUGUGCUCAAAAUCAAACCCCAAAAAAACCCACAAAAAAAAAUAAGGGUCUGUGACCUUACAUGGUCUUCUCUCUUGGUCGGCCAUGGUGGUGAUGGAGUUCAAAACCCUAGCAAUCAGAGCUCAAAAGCAGCAGCAGCUCUCCAUGUUGAGCCUCAGGGGAUUGUCACAUCCAAUCAAAGCACUCCAUGUUCUUAUGGUUUUAGCAUGUACUCUUUUCUACCUCGCUACAUGUGGACAAUGCUCUGGGAAUGGGAUGCAAAUAUUAUCAGAAUAUGAUGCUUGUGGAUCAUAUGGAGAUAAUUUUGAUGUGGCUUUUGCGGAUAAUUUUCUUGGUGACAGCACUUUGGGCUGUGGAAUUCCAAGAAACCCCUUCAAUAUUGAUAAGAUUUGUACUAGCUCUCGUUUGUUCUGCUUUCCCUCUACAUUACCGGGUUUUUUGGAGCAUAAACUCAAAGUGGCUGAUUUAGAAGUUUCUGGGAGUCAGUCUGAUGAUCUGUCAUCUAUAGGAUCAACUGAAAAUAUCAAGUUGGCAAAUAACAAAAGCUGGUCAUCAGACAAUGGUAUGUUUAAGUUAUUUAAUGGAGGGAUUGUUUCUUGUUCUUUGAACUCCAAAGCGGCUACUAAUGAGUUUUCAUCCAUUCAAACUGAUAGUGCUAAUCCAAAUGAUCUUUCUUCCUGUAGAGGACCUUUACUUUAUCAGAAAAGCACAAGUUUUAGGCCGAACAAGAACACUGAGAUGACCAAAUCUAAUUCUUUCAGUAGUUCUUCCUCUCCCCAUGUAGAAAUUAGCCCUGCUGUAUUGGAUUGGGAACAAAAGAACAUGUAUUUUCCAUCAUUAGCUUUCUUAACUGUGGCAAAUACAUGCAAUGACAGCAUUUUACAUGUUUAUGAGCCAUUCAGUACUGACAUACAGUUCUAUCCUUGCAAUUUUAGUGAGGUUUUGUUAGGACCUGGUGAAACAGCUUCAAUUUGUUUUGUAUUUUUACCUAGAUGGCUGGGCUUGUCCUCUGCUCACCUCAUUUUGCAGACAAGCUCUGGUGGUUUCUUGAUUCAGGCGAAAGGUGUUGCCGUUGAGUCUCCUUAUGGAAUUCAUCCUUUAUUAGGCCUGGAUGUUUCCUCCAGGGGAAGGUGGAGUAAGAAUUUGUCUUUGUUUAAUUCCUUUGAUCAAAAUUUUCAUGUGGAGGAAGUAAGUGCAUGGAUGUCAGUGACUCUGGGGCAUACUUCCCAUUAUGCAGAGGCAAUAUGUAGUACUGAAAAACUUCAACCUUCCAAUGAACUUCAGUUUCUGAGUGUGAAAGAUCGUUUGGUUGUGAGUACUGGUCAAGUUGGUUUGCCUCUGCUGGCCAUGAGGCCUCUCAGGAAAUGGGAGAUUGAUCCACACAGCAGUGAAACUAUCAUAGAAAUAGACAUCUCAAUGGAAUCGAAAGGAAAAAUAUUUGGUGCAAUUUGUAUGCAGUUGCUAAGGUCUUCAGAGGACAAGUCUGAUACUGUUAUGCUUCCUUUUGAGGCUGAAUUGGAUGGAACAGCAAUGGAUGAUGAUCGUGGAGGACCCAUAUUAGCAUCUCUUGAGGUUUUGGAGUAUUCUUCCAAUGAAACUGCUGUUGCUAUAUCUCUGAAGAAUUGUGCUCCUUACCUUUUGAGAGUUCUUGAGAUUACUGAGGUUGCAGAUAGUAAAACCUUCCAGAUAAAAUACAGUCAAGACUUGUUACUUUUCCCAGGCAGUGACACAUAUGUUUCUGUGGUUACUUGUACUGAAAGAAAUGUCAAAUUAUAUGGACACUGUACAUUACUUAUAUUGACAAAUGACUCAACAAGCCCACAGAUUGAAAUUCCGUGCCAGGAUGUUAUUCAUUUAUGUUCAAGACAUUGGAAAGGUUCUACCACUGAAUUUGAACAUCAGUCAGAAAGGAGUGAAUCAGGUGAUAUGAACAGAGUGUCCUUUGACAGUGGCUUGCAGUGGCCAUCACAGAGGGCAACAGAGACAGCAGAAGCAGAUGAAUUGGUGCUGCAGAACUGGAAAUCUCAAGAUACCAGAAGUGGCAUGUCUGUGCUUGAUGAUCAUGAGGUAUUCUUCCCAAUGCUUCAGGUAGGAAGUCAUUACUCUAAGUGGAUCACUGUAAAGAAUCCUAGCCAAGAGCCUGUAGUGAUGCAGCUUAUACUGAACUCUGGGGAGAUUAUUGAUCAAUGCAAGACCCCAGGUGGUCUUAUACAGCCUCCUUCAUCUGGUAGUUUGGUUCGUAAUGAAUCCACUUCUCCCAGUAGGUAUGGGUUCUCAAUAGCAGAAAAUGCACUAACAGAGGCUUAUGUUCAACCAAAUGGUAGAGCAUCUCUUGGACCAGUAUUGUUUCACCCUUCCAGUCGAUGCAAGUGGAGAAGUUCAGCCCUCAUAAGAAACAAUCUUUCUGGCGUGGAGUGGUUAUCUCUGAGGGGAUUUGGAGGAUCACUUUCCUUGCUUCUGCUUGAAAAGUCUGAGGCUGUUCAGAGUGUAGAAUUCAACCUCAGCUUACCACUUCCUCUCAACAUUUCUCCUCCAGACAUGUUAUUUCACACGGAAGAUGCCACUCAUUCUUGUUUACGCCCAUUAGCAAAACAGCUCUAUGCUAAGAAUACAGGAGACUUGCCACUGGUGGUUAGAAGAAUCAAAGUGUCCGGAAAAGAGUGCGGGAUGGAUGGGUUUAUGGUACAAACUUGCAAAGGUUUUGCUCUUGAACCUGGAGAGUCAGCAAAGCUUCUGAUAUCAUACCAGACUGAUUUUUCUGCAGCCUUGGUACAACGGGAUCUUGAGCUGGCCUUUGAAACUGGUAUUCUGGUGAUACCCAUGAAGGCAAGCAUCCCUUUGCAGAUGAUCAAUAUAUGUAAGAAAUCAGUGUUCUGGAUGCGCGCUAAAAAGUACUCUGCAGCAGUACUACUUCUUAUAUCCUUGAUGUUUCUAGUAUUUUGGUAUAUAUUCCCCCAGGUGCUGGCCUUUUUCUCCCAUGAUUGUUUGUGGGUGAGCGGAAAAAGUUCCUUGGCUACUUCUACAAGUAGUUCAGAGAAAGUUUCUCAUGUGCAUAACUAUAGAGACAGUAAUUUUUCUGUGUCUGGUGAGAUAAACAGUUUGCUAAGAUCAGUUCGGGAAGAUAGAACCUUAAUGCAGGCAGUUGACCAGGCUGGGGCCUCAGAGCGGGAAAAAUUUGCUCAACAUGCAAAGCAAAUUCUACAAGGUCAUAGACAAACAAACUAUUUGUCAGAUACACGAAAGAAUAAAGCCAUGGCCUUCUCAUUGAUGUCUGAAUCGGUAUCAGUUGAGAAUUCUGACGACCUAGAAGCAUCCCAACCCGGUAACCUCACAGUCAAAACUGGAAAUGAAAAGGGAAGAAGGCGUAAGAAGAGAAAGGGUGCUGGUUCUAAGUUGACAGGACUUCUUGAAGUUUCAAGCAGUCAAAGUGGAAAUUCUACACCUUCAUCACCAUUGUCUCCAGUCACAUCUGUAACACCAAAACACAUGUGGCCACUAUCUCCCGAUCUGGGUCAAGCUGUUGAGGCCAGGAAUCCAUUUACUCAAGUAGCUCACCAACGCUGCCAGAAGAGUCCUGUCUUUAAAUCGGCCUCCAAGGCAAACUUAUCAUCAGGGCCUGAGGUUUCUUUGAAGAAUUUCAGUAACCACCAAACUUUUCCUUCUCAAGAGCAGCCUUCACCACCAAGAAAAGCUGCUGCCAGACCUGUUUUGUUGCCGUCUGCCACCUUUCCUUGCGCUGGAAGGCCUGCUCCUAAUGCGGUCUGCACUUCCCCUUUUCCGGCUUCAACCUCGGCUAUUUCUCCACUUGCUAGAGCCCCUGGGUCCAAACUCUAUGAGCAGAAAAAUGUUAGAGAAGAACGAAAGUCUCGGUUUGGGGAUGAAUAUAGAUAUGAUAUAUGGGGUGACCAUUUUCCUAGGCUUAAGUUGACUACGACAAACAAUGUUACUUCAAUGAUCUCCAGCACUUCAGAGAGCGAGAGCGACUCUAAUAGCUUCUUUGUAAAGGGUCCGCAAACCCUCAUGACAAGGUCUCCACCAAGAUCUGUAAGUUUUUUCCAUCAAGAUGGUUAAUGAUAAAAAAGAAAAACUAAAUAAUUUAUCAUG